Molecule: messenger RNA, 4114 nt
Organism: Hypanus sabinus (Atlantic stingray)
Lineage: Eukaryota; Metazoa; Chordata; Chondrichthyes; Myliobatiformes; Dasyatidae
Exons: 16
Coding region: 1-3222 (1073 amino acids)
Biological process (GO): signal transduction
Source: RefSeq, a predicted model, not a curated record
AUGGAGGCCUCCGGCGCCCUCGGCCAGUACCUGAAGUCGCUGGGAAUCAAGGUCAAGCACUUCAGAAUCGACCCGGUAAGGCGGAGGCGUGGUGCCGGGAACCCCGAAUCCCCUUGCCCCAAGCUGCGGGGGCUGCCCCGCGGUGCCUCGGCGAGUCGGCGGGCUGAGUCGAGGGCAAAGCGCCGUUCGGGCCCGGCCGCGUUGUACGCGCGUUUGCCCGCUCUCGUCUUGCGCCUUGCCCGACACAAAGACCAAACCAGUUCCAGGCGCAUUGUGGCCUCCAUUUUUCUGCGAGCAUACCAGCACUGGGAUAAACUUCAGCCCUCAGGCCUCCUUUGUGUCCAUAAGAGGAUCCUGGUCCCAAUUGAAUCCACGAGCCCGGAUCAGCCGAGCCGGUGGAAAGCCUCGGUCUCGGUUCAUCGCACUGCAGGGGUGAAUCGCCGCGGUGCAGUCUCGGCGAGGGGAUCCGAAGCCAAACCCAACUCUUCGGACGUUUCGAGGCGCCAGCGGGGCCUCGGGCGUUCGGAAGUGGUCAUGGUCACUGGGCUCCUGGGGCCGCGUGCACCGGAGGCCACUUUCUCCAGUAGCACCGCCUUGAGUGUUGACUUUGACAGUGACACCCACGUGCCCGCACUAAGAGUGAAACAACAUUUGAAUGCUGCUUUGGGUGGGGGGAGGGAAGAGAGGUGUCCCGCGCUCCUAGGCCGGACCGUGGAAUUUGGUCUCCGGUGUCCAGCGGCCUCCAGCCAAGGCUUCUGCCCCUGUGAGGAGGUCGCUGCCAGUAGCACUGCUGCGCUGAGACUGCUCCGGCUGCCAUGUACUUCGUGCCUGCGAGCUUUGCGGCGAUUUGAUGAACUGAGACUGAGGCUUUGGGCCUACUCCGGCUGCCCUGGGAUUUGGGCCUAUGGGCACAGCUUGGAGAAGAAGACAUCAAGUGGGCUGGUGUUUGGGAACUCGCUGCAUGCGCUACCUCAGUACAGGCUGCCGGACGGGAGUGGCACGAUCCCAAGGUUCCUGAUGGAGGCGUGCACCUUUCUCGGUCAGUACCUUGAGACCGAGGGCAUCUUCCGCAAGUCCGGCUCGGCGGCACGCAUGAGGAACCUCAAGGCUAAGCUGCAGCGAGGAGACCGCUCCCUUGAAUUCUCGUCCGCCUCCGACGUCGCCGGCCUGCUGAAGCAGUUCUUCCGGGAGCUGCUGGAGCCCAUCAUCCCCGCCGGAUUCCACGGGCCGCUCUGCCAGGCGCAGGAGCUGCAGGCGGAAGAUGACCGGAGUGCAGUCACCCUCCUGCUAACCUGCCUGAUGCCCGUGGCUAACGUGGCCGCCAUGAAGUAUUUCCUCUCCUUCCUCCAGAAUGUUGCGAGCAGAUCAGAAAAGAACAAGAUGGGGGUCCACAACCUCGCAGUGGUCUUUGCUCCAAACCUCUUCCACCUCUUCGAUGCGAACAGCAAGCUGGCGGGAAGCGUUGAGAAGGCGCUGCCAUUGCUGACCCAGGCCACGGAGAUUCUCAUCGGCCAAGCUCAGAACAUCGGCCGCCUCCCGCCAUCGGUGUUGAACAAGCUGCCCUCCCUGGAUGCAGAAGCUGGUUUCAUGACAACCGGUGACCCAGAAGGACGGAAGUUCUCGGCGAAGCAGAGGAAACGGCUGCGGCAAAGUGUCAGAGUUAUUGUCAGUGGGGCACUGAGCAGACUGAAGACUUCAAUCACUCUGCAGCCUAACAGGUAUACAGUUAGUCGGCAAGAAACAAGUCCUGUGGUCGGUGCAUCGCUCACAACCAAGAGGAAGGCAGCUGACGAUUCGGCCCGGAUUCCAGGCAUCUCACUGAAGAAGAGGAGGUCGCUGUCCAAUUCAGAGGAGGCUAACCCUGAAUCUCGUGUGGAUGGUGGAAAUCCAGGAUGGACAUACUACACCCGUGCAGAUCUCAGCCAGGAUGACAGUCUGUGCCCUGCAGCAUAUCAAAGUCCUUCUGUGUUGCUGAAAACUCGGACAGAGCGAGACAUCCUGCCAGCAGGGGGCAGGAGAGCUCCAUCUAUCUCUUCAGCCACCAGCAUGGGAAAGAGCAAGGCAAUGAGUUACCGGAGGCAGAGAAUUCCACUCAGGAAAGCAGCUGCUCCGUCUAUUGUAGACCACUGGGAGAGCGUCCGGGGAUCGCCAUGGUGCCGAGGUCUAAGUGGAGGUGAAGAUUCAAACAACCCCACUUCCAACGUGCUUUACCGGGACUGGAUGACCCCAACCUUGAGUGCUGACGUUGGUGGAUCAUCAUCAUGUGGAACAAGGCUCCUCUCAACCCUGCUGAUGCAAGGGAAUGACCCACAGGAAUGUGAUCUUCCCUGUCAGGAGCCCCCUCAAUCGCUGGGCUUGGUCUCAGCUGGUACUGAGCUGAGUGCGGGUGAGGCGGAUACUGCCGAUGCUAUUACUAACCCAAGAGAUGCGUCGCUAAAGGCCAAGGCCCGCGCUGUCAGGCCACGCAGCGUGUUGAGGCCGAGUGUUGCUGAUCGCCCAGGGGCAGUAAGGAAGGAUGAGUCUUGGACAGGCUGCAAAGACGCUGUGAAGACUGACUUCAGCCCCACCCAUGACUAUGCAGCCUCCUUGCCAUGUUUCCUUCAGUGUAAUUCCACCCUGGGUCGCAAGGAGAUCCGCCGAUCGCUGAGUCUGCCUGAGGGUAUUUCGGACAACUGGGAGCACGGGGUUGGGUUUGGAGACGGUCCUGCCCUCCAGCUGAAGGAUUUGGAAGGCACUCUGCCUGCAGCAAGAGCUGAGAAUCCACCAGCCUUCAUCUGCGGGCCUCUGCGACUGGCACCCGCCGUGGAGACGCGUCACCGCUCCACAGAUCUAGCCGGUCUGACCACAGAUCCCCUGCUUUCUCAGGGGCCAGCCACGUCCGUCAUUGCUCAGGUAAAGAGCAGUGCUCCACGCGCCCUGUACAACACCCCCUACGACACACCGGACUGCGGCUGUAAAAAGUCCCACCCGCAACCGAGCAUGAUGGAGCUGGCCCGGGCUUCUGUGGCAGGGUGCAUUCGGAAAUUUAGCAAGCUCUCUGUGAAAAGGGAUGGUUUGAAACAAAAACUCCCAGUGACCUCGAAGCAAGCCCCACAGCAAUCUUCCGCGCUGAGGUUUGCCCAGCGGGCAAGUACUCUGUUCGGAAGAAAGCCCAUGGGGCAGGAGCAUCAAGGCACACAGCGGCCCAUGAGGAGGUCCUUAAGUCUUGAGAGUGCCUUGUAAAUUAGUCAGGGCCUAGAGCAGCUGAAGAGCACUAGCAGGCACGGAGCGGUUAGCAUGUCUAAAUCAAAUGACCUGCAAUUUUCAGGUGGCUCGGAGUGACACUAGUUUAGCAAUGACGUCACGAACUGUGAGGAAGACAUCCAGGCCAGGUCUAAGGGAAUGAGUUCCCACCCCCGGACAACAGAAAGAAGCCGGUAACGCCAGUGUACCUCAAGCUCGCCACCCAAGCAAGAAGUAGCCAGCAGGGCCGCCCAAGACAAUAUUUUUAGACUUUUAAUGUGGGAUUAUCAUCAGGAUAGUGUUUCUAGUUUGAGGAAGUGUGUGGUGUUUCAAUAUGUGAGGGCUCGAACCAUGGAUGCCCUUCAUCAACUGUCCACAUUGCUGGCCUUCAAGCACGGAGCCGAGACCUAGAAUACAAAAGUCCUUCAUCUCACAUCUGCCCUAUAGUAGUUUUAUUUGGGUGGAUUGAAAGCAAAGUGACUCUCCCAGCUUUCAAGGCUAGGUGUCAGUCCUGCCACUUUCAUUGGGAUUCAUUGGGCAGAUUCCCAAAUAUUUCCCGUACUCCCUGGUGUAGUUUUGUGCUUUGGAUAUAUGUAAUUCGAAGCAUGCCUCUGAGAAGGGGCGAGGGGGUCUUGUGACAACAGUGAAUCUUAAUGACGCCAGUAAUUUGGAGAUUCCAGUGUCCUCAUCGGAAAAGGCUUCUGCCUUGGGAACGCCGGUUACAGGGGCAGCUCGGGUUAUCUUAAUGUGAUGGUUCUCUGAUCUAUUUUCUUCAUAUGAGUUUAAGUAAUGCUCACGUUUUAAUCAUUUUCACACGAAAAACAUACAAUUUUACUCAUUUUUUCCCUUGAGAAAACUUGUAUUCUCCAAGCUAUAUGUUUCUACAAAUAAA